AUGGAUCAAAGAGCGUGUUUGAAGCUGGAAGAGCCGGGGACAGCGGAGCAAAACAGAACCCUGAGAGAGAAAGAUGACAGAGGGCUGGCAGAUGGAAGUGGAGCGGAGAGAGCGCCGAAGGGCCAGAUGAGCUUUGACCGGGAUACGAGGGCCUUUCAUCAGCUGACCCAACCGAGAAGAAGCAGUGAAGGUGACCUCUGCAUGUGUCCCGGCUCCCUCCAACGAUCUGGUCAGUCUCCUUCACUCACUUCUUUUCCUCAAGCGCUUUAUAGUCAGACAGGCUUCCCCACUCCAUCUGCCCAUAGUAUUACUCCUCUAAACCACGGACUGGUUUCUUCCACGCUGAAUUCCUUCUGGGAAACCGAGCCCUCAGCUGGGCUGGAGCUCGGUUCAUUCCUGGAGCGCUGCAGAGGAUCUACAAAGUCUCUGACUUAUACCAAACAGAGAAACACCCUGCCAAGGAGCUUCAGCGUGGACCGUGUGAUGGAGCGAGUGAUGGAGCGCCACUACGACUUCGACCUGACCUACAUCACCGAGAGGAUCAUCUCCGUCUUUUUCCCACCGAAGCUGGAAGAGCAGAGGUACCGGCUCAACCUGAAGGAGCUCCUGAAUCUGUCCGAAAGACGUCAUGAUAUCAGUCGGCUCAAUCCGAAGGUUCAUGACUUUGGCUGGCCCGACCUCCACGCCCCACCUCUGGAUAAGAUCUGCGCCAUAUGCAAAGCCAUGGAGAACUGGCUGAACUCCGACCCCCAGCACGUGGUGGUCUUACACUGCAAGGGCAACAAGGGUAAAACAGGAGUGAUUAUUGCAGCCUACAUGCACUACAGCAAGAUCUCUGCAGGGGCGGACCAGGCUCUCAGUACUCUUGCCAUGAGGAAGUUUUGUGAAGAUAAGGUGUCCUCUUCCCUGCAGCCGUCCCAAAACAGGUACAUAUAUUACUUUGGAGGCCUUCUCUCUGGGGCAAUAAAGAUGAACAGCAGCCCUCUCUUCCUCCAUCAAGUCCUCAUCCCCUCACUCCCCAACUUCCAGGGUGAAGGAGGUUAUUACCCCUUCCUGAAGAUCUACCAGUCCAUGCAGCUGGUCUACACCUCAGGCAUAUAUGACCUUCAAGGCACAGGAGGCAGGAGGCUGUGUGUGACCAUUGAACCAGCUCUGUUACUAAAGGGUGACAUCAUGGUCAAAUGCUACCACAGGCGUGCCCAGAGUGCCGACAGAGACACCGUCUUCCGGCUGCAGUUCCACACCUGCACCAUCCAUGGAUCCCAGCUGUGGUUUGGCAAAGGGGAGCUGGAUCAAGCUUGCACUGACGAGCGCUUUCCAUCUGAUGCCACAGUGGAGUUUGUCUUCUCCUCUGGACCUGAAAGGAUCAAAGGACGGGAAUACCAGAAAAAUGACCCAGCUGUCACAGUCGACUACAACACAGCUGAUCCGGUGGUUCGCUGGGAUUCCUAUGAGAACUUUAACCAGCGAUACCAGGACAGCCUGGAGGAUAUCGCCCACACUAGAGGUCCUCUCGAUGGCAGCCUCUACGCUCAGAUAAAGAAACGCAGAGGUCCUGGCUCCGGUUCUCUCAGCUCAACCAAUGGCAGCGCCCCAAUCGGAGGCCUCACAGAAGAUCGGCCCAAUCAUCUCGUCACUCAGGGCUCCGACUCUGCCCUCUCCACCCUCCAUUUGCACCAGUCGUCCAGCCACCCCGAGCACCAGGAGGAGCCCAUUCGCCCGCCUCCCCCAACCAGGCAGGAAAGGGAGGAGCUGGAACGUCUUCUCGGAGGCAUCGAGGGAAACCGCGAUGGAGAGCGGGAAACCGCCAUCUUGGACGACGGCGAUUCCCUGCCGUCCGAGCGGUCGGGGACGCUGGGGCUGAGCCGCUCCUGCUCCUGCCGGGACGGCUACCGCUCCCAGCGCUGCGCCGAGCCGGGCUGCGACCGCACCCUCCUCAUGCCCAACGGCUACUGCCUGGACCGGGCGCCCGGCACCAACGGCCACCACGGCGCCACGCCCUCUGCCAGCCCCAACUCCGGCCCCCCCCCGUCGCACAUGGAUCUGUGCCAACACUACAGCCCCCACUCCCACCAGUCCCUCCCGCCACCGGAUCUGGUCUGGGACCGUCAGAACGGCCCCCCCCUCUACCUUCACCGCUCCUGCUCGGAGGCGCCCCCGUCCCGCCGCGUUUGCUCCUACCAGCCCCCCGACCUGACCCCGCACCCCCACAGCCACCCGCACCACCACCCCGUGUCUCCCCCCAAUCGCCUCUGUUGCCGGGAGGAUGACUACGCGCCCUACCACCGCGCUCCGCCGCCGCACAGCCACCACCUCGGCCAUCCACAUCACCCCAAGCCCUCCACCAGCCCCACCUACCACGACAUCAUGCUGCUGGACGGCCUGCCGCCCCCCGGCUGCCCCUGCCGGGACUGCAGCAUCAGGAGGGAGGACUCGGCGGGUUAUCACACCCUGAGACUGGACCGCGGGGACAGCUUCCACUGGGACAGAGAGGCGGAGCUCCAACAGCGAGAAGCGGGGCUCCGCAGAGGCAGGGAGGCCGAGCUACCUAGGGGGCCCGAGCUCCACUGGGAGAGGGAUCCCGGGCUGAGGCGAGGCAGGGAGCUGUCCCUCCACUGGGAGCGAGACCGGGAGGCGGAGCUGCAGUGGGAGCGGGACCGGGAGGCCGAGUACUGGCACCGGCGGGCCACCGUGGCCUCCUACGCCCCGCAGGGCCACGAUCUGCCAGCCUUCACCUUCGACCCGCUUCCCGCCGGUCACCCGGCGUAUCCCGAAGCAUCCAGGUCCCACGCCCACUCCCACCUGGACCUGAAGUACAGCAGCAGCAGCAGCGGGUACCAGACGCCGCGGCAGGUGUGCCCCUGCUCGCCCUACCAGCCCUCGCCCUCCGAGAGCAGGGGCUACGCCUCGGGCUACCAGUCCGAGUCCACGUCCCCGCUGCCCCCCGCCUCCUCCAUGACGGGGCCCUGCAGCCAUAGCAACGGGCCAGCAGACCAGAACCACCAUCACCCGGACCCUCAGCCGUCUUACAGCUCCGACUCGCAUACCGAUGGUCUCCGUAGCUCUGGCGAGAGCGUUGGCUGGAGGGAUCACAUUACCCACGGGUCCUUUAAGAGGGUCCACCGGGAUGGUCAUGCUGCCUGCUCCACGCCGUCCGACAUGUCUGGACCGCCCACUCCCGUGCGCACCAGCAGCCCACUGCGCACACAGGAGAGCCCCAGCCCGGGAGGACGGGAGUACGAAAUCCGGACCACCGACAUCAUCGGCAGUGACUGCGAGGGGCCGCCGCCACUGGAAGCACGCCACCGUCAGGCCCCCGCCUCUCCCGUCCAAGCCUCCCCGGCCCCACUCCCCCACCCCCGCCCCGCCCCCCUCACCCUGCCGAGCCUCAGUCCGUCUGGAGCUGCUGACCCGCCGUCCCAGACCCAGACCCAGAUCCAGACCCAGACCCAGACCCAGACCCAGACCCAGACAAACGGCUCGGGGGAACCCACCUCAGCACAGCUCAAUGGAUCCUCCCCAGCGGGAAAGCCCCACCCAGAGGCCACCCAACCCCCCCACGCCUCCCCGCAGCCCGCCCCCGGCAGCAUGGAGGGCUCCCCGGUCUCCGAGGCCCCCGUUCCUGGGUUCGCCACCUUGGGCAGGAGGCUGAUGCUGGGUGGAGCCGACCCCCACCACCCAAGUUACACUCAGCAGCAGCCCCAGGGGCCCCCGCAUCACCAGUACCCCGCCAUGGACAACACCGGCCCCCUGGACACUAACAAGAGGCACUUCCACCCUGGUCACGCCCCCCCGCACCACCCGGCCCCCUACAACUACUCCACCAUCUCCAUCCCCCUCCCUCACCCGCAGCCGCCCCUGCCCGAGAAACGGCACCCUCCCGCCCCGUAUGGACCGGAGGGGGGGAGGCCAGCAGUGGGCCACGGGUCCCCCUCCACCACCACCCCCCCGCACCAGCACCACGUGACUUUUUCCCCCACCGUGGGGGAAAUGGCUCCCCCCGCUGGCCACAGUGAGGAAGCGGCCCCGCUGGAGGCCGAGGCCGCGAACCGGGUCAGUGUGAAGUUCGUCCAGGACAGCUCCAGGUUCUGGUACAAGCCCGGCAUCUCCAGAGAGCAAGCGAUCGCGGCCCUGAAGGAACGGGAGCCGGGAACCUUCCUGAUCCGGGACAGCAACUCGUUCCAGGGGGCCUAUGGCCUGGCCCUGAAGGUGGCCACUCCCCCGCCCAACGUCAACAACCACAACAGCAAGGGUAAAAAUCCACGUGCCUCUCCCCGUUCCCGUUCUCACCGCCGGAGAGCCGCUGGGCGCUCCGUAGGGGAAAAACCCCGACGUGACCACAGCUCUCUGCCCCCCACAGCGAGCGAUCCUCUGGAGCAGCUGGUCAGACACUUCCUGAUAGAGACCGGCCCUCGGGGAGUCAAGAUUAAAGGCUGUCAGAACGAGCCCUACUUCGGGAGUCUCUCGGCGCUCGUCUACCAGCACUCCAUCACCCCCAUCUCUCUGCCCUGCGCCCUGAAGAUCCCCGAAAAAGAUCUCGUGGGGGAAGUGCCGGAGGUCCAGCCGGUCAGCAACGUCAGCACGGCCGCCGACCUGCUAAAGCAGGGAGCAGCCUGUAACGUCCUCUACCUGAACUCCGUGGAGACGGAGUCCCUGACCGGCCCCCAGGCCAUCGCCAAGGCGACGGACGCCACGCUGGGCCGGGGCCCGCGCCCGGCCGCCACCGUGGUCCAGUUCAAGGUGACGUCGCAGGGCAUCACGCUGACCGACAGCCAGCGCAGGUGCGGCCCCGCCCGCCCCCCGCCUGUCUCCGCCCGCCCCCGCGGCGCCGCAGCAGAAACUCACCCGGUGUUCUUCCGGAGGCAUUACCCGGUGAACAGCGUUACCUUCAGCAGCAUCGACCCGAAGGACAGAAGGUGGACUAACUCCGACGGCACGGCUGUUAAGGUGUUUGGCUUCGUGGCCAGGAAGCCGGGCAGCACGGCGGAGAACGUCUGCCACCUGUUCGCAGAGCUGGACCCGGAGCAGCCCGCCCCCGCCAUCGUCAACUUCAUCAACAAGGUCAUGCUGUCGCAGCGCCGGUAGAUCUCCUGAGGGAACUCAGAAGCCGCCAUCAUGAGGCCAGAUCCUCAACUGUGCUCGGCUCUCUGUGAGGUGGAGGGAUGGGCAGGUGGGACCUGAAUGAGGUCAGGCAGCAGAGCCUGUCAGGAAAAUGGUUCUGAUGAAGCACAAAAAACAUUCGGAAAAGAGACUUUUCCCUCCCCUUUUAUCAGUUAUCGAAGUCUAUUUGAAUCAGUACGACAUUAAAAAAAAAAAAUCUGCCUACAAAAUGAAUGAAUGUGGCCGAUGCAUUGAUUGAGAAAGGUUAAAAAUAUAGGGAACAUUUUUUUUCAAAUUAAUUAAGCGGCAUGGUCCUGAAGUGUUUCAGGGUUUAUUUCAAAGUCAUACUGAUUUAUAAUAUCUGCUCAUUUCACACCUUCAAAAACCAGUUUUAUUUAAGCUGGCUGGCACCAGUCAGGAUUCUCCUGGCUCUCAGUCUGAUGGAGGGGGGUGUUUUUUUACACCCGCAGCACACAUAAACUGAACUUAAGCU
Menidia menidia (Atlantic silverside) is the source of this 5593-nucleotide messenger RNA. NCBI's taxonomy places the organism in Eukaryota, Metazoa, Chordata, Actinopteri, Atheriniformes, Atherinopsidae. The record is from the annotation of a GenBank genome assembly.